CUUCAACACAGUUCGGGACGUCCAAGUCCUCGUUCUCAAUAUCACCAUUUGCAAGGUCAAGCUUUGAAGCAGGGCCGCGCUUCGCCAAUUCAACCUUCUUCCAUCCCUACAUCUACGUAUCCGCCAGGAAGCAAUAUCCAACAUUCUCAUAGCGCCUACGGACCAUCAUCUCAGGAAGCGCCAUAUUAUUCUAACCAACCCUCUUCAUAUACCCCCACAACUGCAUCCGCACAGUAUUCUUCCACCGGUAAGUCCAAUAACUUCGUUUUAUGGAGACUGAUGAAUAAACUAGGACCAGACCACAUGGCCGCCACCACCCAAAUGCAGCGGCCUUACCCCCCAAUCUACCACACUCCUCAAUCCAACUCUCCAGCAUCCGUAGCUUCGCAGCCACAUGAUCAGCAUGCACGCAACAUCUACACGCAGUCACCACAGAUGCCGCCCCAGAUGUACGGCUACGCGCCAUAUUCGCCUAUGAACCCGAUUCAACCACCAUAUGCGCACCCUUCACCCCAGUCGCAUACUCUCACAUCGCAAUCCAUGAUGAUGCCGCCGCAGACGACCACUGCGCAAAUGUCACCACAUCAACCAUCGCGCACCCCCAACACAGCUUUGUCCAGCAGCCCCGCUAUGAAAAUGGAUUCAAACCCUCAAGGAGUGCAACGACCAAUGCUCAAUCCUCCUCUCCCAAGUGCCAGUAGCACUGGAAUGUCCGGUGCCGGUAUGCACCAGAAUUCACCAAUGGGAGCGAGCUCUAGUGCAGCCCCAGGACCCAUCCCAGCCACAACUCCACUUGUUGUACGACAAGAUGGCAACGGGGUUCAAUGGAUCGCCUUCGAGUACUCUCGAGAUCGGGUCAAGAUGGAGUAUACGAUCCGCUGCGAUGUGGAAUCCGUGAACGUGGACACUCUUAGUCAAGAAUUCAAAACCGAGAAUUGCGUAUAUCCUCGCGCAUGCUGCGGCAAGGACCAAUAUCGAGGAAAUCGGCUGGUCUACGAGACCGAAUGCAACGCCGUCGGCUGGGCGCUCGCUGAUCUCAAUCCUGCUCUCCGCGGCAAGCGCGGUCUCAUCCAGCGCGCAGUUGACAGCUGGCGAAACAGCAACCAGGAUCCUCGACUCCGUAGCCGCAGAGUCCGGCGCCAGGCCAAGUUGAACCGUCGCCAGUCUGUGCCCACUGUUACUCCUCAUAUGGCGGCCGCUGCGCCUGUUGGACCGGGUCUGCCUAGCACAGCAAUGCAAGCCCCGGGUUCUCGGCAAAAUAUCGGACCCAUGUCUAUGGGCCCACCUCAGCUGCAUCACCAUCAUGCUCAACAUACUCAGUCGGAUGGCAGUCCAAAGAUGGAAGUUGGUGUUAGCGGCUCUGACUACCCCGGUACUCAGCAUUCUCUUGACACCCGUCUUCCCACCCCUCUGAUCCCCGACAUCCGACCCGCACAUGUCUUCCAUGAUACCGCCGUGCCCGCCGGACACACUGGCCCAGCCAUGCCACCACUGAUGCGCGACAGCGGACAUGACGCACUAAGUCGACGCCCAACAAUUGCGACAUCCAGCCGCGUGGAUACAGGCGUCGAUGUCGACGACGAGCAAAGUCCCGAUAACAAUGACCUCUUCGGCCAACUGCCCGAGGGCAAGAAACGCACAUUCAUCCUGGUCGAAGACCCGCACCGCGGAUCUCGUGUCCGAGUCAAGGUCAUGCUGGAUAAAGUCAAGAUGGAGGAAAUCCCAGACUCAUACCGCAAGUCUAACGCCGUGUAUCCGCGGACCUACUUUCCUGUACAGAUGAAAGACGCUCCGGGCCGAGUCCUCACCGGACGACGGUUCUUCGGUGACGACACCGAGCAAGUCGACGAUCCUGCUGACUCCACUGUUGGCCGCACCACAGUCCCCGCACCUUCCUUAGACGGCGAGCGAGACAUUGAAGUACCCAAGCUUUCUCGGCGGCGCCACCGUAACGAAGUCCUCCUGAAUGACCUCGGAUACCGACUUAGCUGGAGUCAGAGCCGGGUGUUCGCAGGCCGGAUGCUAUUUUUACAGCGAUCGUUGGAUGCCUACCGGAAUAAGAUGCGCAGUAGUAUGCUCGCUGCGGGUCAGGACCCAUCGGAGAUUCCAGAACAUUUCGAUACUCGGCGUGGGAAGCGAAGGUUCCUAGAGCGUGGAGGUCGUCGGUUGGAGCCUGGGGCGCAAUCUGCUGCUCAACGCAGUGCGGAGGAGGUAGAGGGAUAA
This is a messenger RNA of Penicillium maclennaniae, 2223 nucleotides long. RefSeq lists its product as uncharacterized. Lineage: Eukaryota; Fungi; Ascomycota; Eurotiomycetes; Eurotiales; Aspergillaceae. The transcript is spliced from 4 exons. The record is from RefSeq and is a predicted model, not a curated record. The annotation marks the transcript as partial.